AUAACAACGUCGCAAGCUAUUCUAAAGUCAGAACCCAUUCCAAUAUGUCUCCUGCGAACCUCCCGAUUAUCGUUAUCGUUCCAGGUGCCUUUGGCACCCCCCAAGGCUUCGAGAAAUUGCUACCGCAUCUGACCGAAGCCGGAUACGCAACACACCCAGGAUCAUACCCCAGUUGCAACCCCUCUGAUCCGGCCAAUGUGUCUUCCCCCCAGGAUAUCGCUCACUUGCGUGACAAUGUGCUACUCCCUCUCUUGAACGAAGAAGGAAAAGAUGUCGUCAUCAUCGCACACUCAUACGGGGGUGUUGUGGCAGGUGGCGCAGCAAGAGGACUUGCAAAGGGGACCAGAACAACCCAAGGUCAAUCGACUGGCGUGAUUGGCCUUAUUUACGUGGUGGGCAACAUCACACUCGAUGGUGAAUCUCUGUUCAAUGCGGUAGGCGGUGCUUACCCCCCUUUUAUCAAAGUCGACAAGCCAUCUCAGGGCCUCGCUGUCAUCGAACCAGCGAUGGACGUUUUGUACAAUGACUGCGACCGUUCCCUUCAACCGGAAUUGGAUAGGCUAAUGCAGCCACAUGCACUCCGAGCUUUUGAAACUGCCGCCACUGCGCCAGCGUGGGCGGAAAGUGCAUUUGACGGUAGGAGAGCAUAUGUGCGUACUUUGGACGACUGUUGCAACCCUUCAUCGUUGCAGGAUAUGUGGCUGGAGAAGUCCAAGGUUGAAUGGGAAGUUGUGGAUUUUAAGACCGGACACAUGCCUUUUGUGAGCCAGCCUCAGGCUUUGGCGGAGCAGGUUACCAAAUUCAUUGAUGGUUUUAUGGCAAAGUAAAUAGUUUAUACAGAGUCUAUCACAUGGUGUAGGCUUCACAACACACACCAGUCACGUUUACUCGCUCCAUGACUUAUUGCCAACUGGCACCAUUCCUAUGCAUACGGCCUGGCCAAC
Messenger RNA from Aspergillus welwitschiae, 944 nucleotides. Its product is annotated as alpha/beta hydrolase. NCBI's taxonomy places the organism in Eukaryota, Fungi, Ascomycota, Eurotiomycetes, Eurotiales, Aspergillaceae. The transcript is spliced from 2 exons. The record is from RefSeq and is a predicted model, not a curated record. Bases 45 to 827 code for a protein of 260 amino acids.